Chironomus riparius is the source of this 883-nucleotide messenger RNA. NCBI's taxonomy places the organism in Eukaryota, Metazoa, Arthropoda, Insecta, Diptera, Chironomidae. The record is from the annotation of a GenBank genome assembly.
AUUCUAUCGUAAAAUUCUACAACUUAUCAUUCAGAUAAGCAUAAUCCUACAAAUUAAGAUUGCAAUUUUUUAUCGUUUAUUCAGAAAGUAUAAAUUCGCAAGAAAGCACUGAGAUCUUCUAGUCUUUUCGGUUCAGUCAGAAUUGUUCAUUUUCAGAGAAAGUAACGCAAAAAAAGGGAAUAAAGAUGAAAUAUUUGAUUUUAGCUUUGUGUUUCGGUCUUACAUUAGGACUUGAAUUUGAUCGUCCAUGCCGUGAUGAUGUUGCAGCUAAGGAAAAUUUCUCACCAGCUUUCUACACCGGAAUCUGGUUCGAACUUUACAACAGUCUUGAACAAGGAUUUGCAGAAUGCAUUGAUCAUCAUUAUACUCGUAGAGGAUUGCAACAAGUUUUCGAUGUUGAAAGAACCGGUAGAAUGGACGGCGUUAUGGUUAGAGAAACUGGAAUCGUUCGUGUUGCUUUCCCUGAAGAAACUCCAAUGAGAGCCAUUUUCAAUGGAACAAUCAAUCGCAUCACAGGAGAGGUUAUCCCAUAUUUCUAUAGAAUCUAUGCAACAGAUUACACAAACUAUGCCAUCGUCUGGUCAUGCAUUGAUCUCGAUAACAACAGAUCACGCGAAGAAGGUCAAAUUGUCGGUCGUCAAACACAAUUGACACCAGCAGUUUAUGCUAAAGUUGAUGCUCUCCUUGAAGAAAUUGGAUUGAACAGAGAAGAUUUCAGAUUUAUUCUUCAUACACCUGAAGCUUGCGGCCUAGUUGAAUAAUGUGUAAAAAUUGAAAAUCAAUAAAUUGGUUAAUUGUUAAAAUUAUUCUAAGACUUUUAAUUUGCUAUGUGUGGAGCUUAAGUAACAAUUUUUACAGUUGAAAAUUGAGUGUGUAUAUGAUU